AUGUAUGUGACUGAACGUUGGAUCUUUGUGGUGGGCAUAGGCUUCUUCAGCUUGUGUUUUCUGAUGACCUCUCUGGGAGGUCAAUUCUCAGCCAAGAGACUGGCCGACUCCCCGUUCACCAUCCGCACCGAAGUGCUGGGCGGUGUGGAGUCACGUGGCGUGCUGAGGAAGAUCAGUGACAUGCUGGAGGUGAUUCUGAAGCGGAUGGACAGCCUGUCGAAACUGGACAACACCUCCACCGCCGACACACGGCGCCUGGACGAACUGAGUUUGGCUAUCAACAGGUUUCAGCCAGCAGGCCUGGUGGAGAGAAUCCAGGCUAUAGCCCAGAAUGUCUCCAACAUGGCCAUCAAGGUGGAGCAGAUCCUGCAGAGCAGCAUGGCACAAGGACGAGUGAGAGAUGGGACGUCAAACCAGUGUGAGGUGCCCAGAGACCCCCGUUUCCCAGACUGCCCUGGGAAAGUAGACUGGAUGCGUGCACGCUGGACCUCAGACCCCUGUUACGCUUUCUACGGCGUGGAUGGCUCAGACUGCUCCUUCAUCAUUUACCUGAGUGAGGUGGAAUGGUUCUGCCCUCCACUGGCCUGGAGGAACCACAGCAGCCCCCCUACCCAGCAUGCACUGCAGGAGAAGGUUGGCAAAAGACAGGCGGCUUUCCGCACAGACCUGUCCAUCCUUCUGGAGCAGGUGGGCACAGGAAAGGAGUCCCUCAGCUUCAUGAGGCGUCGCAUCCGCCGCCUGGCGCCGCAGUGGGCCACCGCUGCCAGCCGCCUCCACACCAAGCUGAACGGCCAGUGGAGGGACCAGAAGAGGAUCCUGGUCCACGUGGGCUUCUUGACAGAGGAGUCUGGAGACGUGUUCAGCCCGAAGGUGUUGAAGGGGGGUCCGCUGGGGGAGAUGGUCCAGUGGGCGGAUAUCCUCACUGCUCUCCAUGUUCUAGGGCACAAUCUUAAGAUCUCCAUGUCCGUCAAGGAGCUACAAGGGUUCCUCGGUGUUCCACCAGGAAGAGGUAGUUGCCCUCUGACCGGCCCGCUGCCCUUUGACCUCAUCUACACUGACUACCACGGCCUGCAGCAGAUGAAACAGCACAUGGGACUGUCGCUGAAGAAACACAAGUGUCAUGUCCGGGUGAUUGACACGUUUGGGACGGAACCGGCCUACAACCAUGAGGAGUAUGCUACGCUACACGGCUACAGGACCAACUGGGGCUACUGGAAUCUGAAACCCAGGCAGUUCAUGACCAUGUUCCCUCACACACCAGACAAUUCAUUCAUGGGCUUUGUGUCGGAGGAGCUGAACGAGACAGAAAAGAGGAGCAUCCAGCAGAGCAAAGUUAACAGUGUGGCGGUGGUCUACGGAAAGGAGGCCAGUAUGUGGAAGCUUCAGGGUAAGGAGGGCUUCCUGCAGAUUCUCCACAGGUACAUGGAGGUCCACGGUACGGUAUACUACGAGACCCAGAGGCCUCCGGAGGUUCCCGCCUUUGUUAAAAACCACGGCCUGCUGCCCCAGCAUGAGCUGCAGCAGCUGCUGCGCAAAGCCAAGCUCUUCAUUGGCUUUGGCUUCCCCUACGAAGGCCCCGCCCCCCUGGAGGCCAUAGCCAAUGGCUGCAUCUUUCUGCAGCCUAAGUUCCACCCACCUCACAGCUCACUAAACCACGAGUUCUUCAGAGGCAAGCCCACCUCUAGAGAGGUGUCCUCUCAGCACCCGUAUGCAGAGCAGUACAUCGGCAGGCCGCAUGUCAUGACGGUGGACUACAACAACUCCCAGGAGUUUGAAUCGGCCAUCAAAGAGAUCUUGAAGACCAAGGUUGAACCAUAUCUACCCUACGAAUACACCUGUGAGGGAAUGCUAGAGAGAGUACAUGCCUACAUACAGCAUCAGGAUUUCUGUGUCUCAGAGUCGGUGUUUCCUCCAUCCAAUCUCUCCAAGUCGGGGCCAGCUGGUGGCAUCAGAACUCCAGGGCCUCCGUUUGUGACCUUACUCAAUUCAACUGCCCUUGGCUGGGCGUCCGGUGUGCCGGCUCCUCCUACGUGGCCUCCCCUCCGCUCCCUGCGGUUGCUGGUGUCCCAGGAGGACCAGUCCUGUGUGGAGGCAUGCCAACUGGCCGGCCUGGUCUGUGAGCCUUCUCACUUCCGCUUCAUCAACAACAAAGAGGCGCUCCGUGGGUUGGAGGUACAGUGCGAGGUAAUCGACUCAGAGAUCAACCACAUCCUGCCGGCUUUCUCCGUGGUGCGGCGGGAGUGCAGCUUGCAACGUGAACCUCUCCUUUUCAGCUGCGCAGGACACUCCGCCAAGUAUAGACGCCUGUGCCCCUGCAGGGACUUCCGCCAAGGCCAGGUGGCACUGUGCAGGGACUGUCUAUGA
Lampris incognitus (smalleye Pacific opah) is the source of this 2364-nucleotide messenger RNA. RefSeq names its product alpha-1,6-mannosylglycoprotein 6-beta-N-acetylglucosaminyltransferase B-like. Gene Ontology annotation, biological process: protein N-linked glycosylation. Gene Ontology annotation, molecular function: alpha-1,6-mannosylglycoprotein 6-beta-N-acetylglucosaminyltransferase activity. Bases 1 to 2364 code for a protein of 787 amino acids. The record is from RefSeq and is a predicted model, not a curated record. Lineage: Eukaryota; Metazoa; Chordata; Actinopteri; Lampriformes; Lampridae. The transcript has 18 exons. Gene Ontology annotation, cellular component: Golgi apparatus.